CACCCAUUUCUUCCCCGGCUGCCGGAGACCGAGCUGAGCUGAGGGUUUGCGGGCUGCUGGGCAAGCUGUUGCGCUCGAAUUCCAAAUGAAAAUGUUUGAGAGCAUUGACUCUACAGCCACAAAAUCUGGCCCAGAUCUUUGGGCUGAAAUCUGUUCCUGUCUGCCAAAUCCUGACCAAGAGGAUGGUGCCAAAAAUGCCUUCUCAGACUCCUUUAUGGAUUCUUACCCUGCAGGCACAGGCCGGAGGGAGGUCCCAGACUUUGCUACUCAGCCAGCUGUAAAGCCUUGGGCUCCCUUGCAGGAUUCAGAAGUAUAUUUAGCAUCUCUAGAGAAUAAACUGAGAAGAAUCAAAGGUUUAAAUCAGGAAGUGACUUCUAAGGACAUGCUUCGAACCUUGGCCCAAGCCAAGAAGGAGUGCUGGGAUCGGUUCCUCCAGGAAAAGUUAGCAUCAGAAUUCUUCGUGGAUGGACUUGAUUCUGAUGAAAGCACCUUGGAGCAUUUCAAGAGGUGGCUCCAGCCAGAUAAAGUAGCCAUCAGUACAGAGGAGGUCCAGUAUCUAAUUCCUCCAGAGUCACAGGUGGAAAAGCCAGUGGCUGGGGACGAGCCACCAGCAACGGAACAAUAAAUCUCUCUCUCUCUCUCUCUCUCACACACACAUGCACAAAACUUGCGUGGAACAGCUGUCUUGAGUCCAGAGGGAACAGUGGAGAGCUCAGCAGCCUCAGCAAGGAGAAAACUCAGGAGGGAAAAAGCUCAACCUUUCACUCCAUGAAGCAAACAGCUGUAGGCCCCUGAGGACUUGCUUGGGGCUGGCAUGUGUGACUGUCUUGGAUGAAGUGCAUGGUGGAUCAAAACACCGCUUUCCUGCAUGUCUCACAGCUUGCUUGAGUUCUGGUGCUGCAGCUGAGAUGUAUGCUGAGACUCCAGUGAAGGAUCCAGGUGUAAAUGUAUGUGGAAAAGCUGAUGCCCUUAUAUAUAAUGUAUAAGUUAAGUGAGCCAUAUUUUUCCUUGCCUCUUCUGGAUUUUCCUGCCUGUGUCCCAAGCAUUCCCUUGGUAACUUGUCAUGGGUGAGUGGGGCUAAGCAAAGUGAAGUCUGCCUCCUUAAAUCCAAGCCCCAUUUGGGGGGGCUUCUCUAAGUCCAUAAUAAAUAUGAGGACUUUAAGGAAAAGA
This is a messenger RNA of Miniopterus natalensis, 1170 nucleotides long. RefSeq names its product coiled-coil domain containing 32 (gene CCDC32). Lineage: Eukaryota; Metazoa; Chordata; Mammalia; Chiroptera; Miniopteridae. The record is from RefSeq and is a predicted model, not a curated record. Gene Ontology annotation, biological process: cilium organization.